Betta splendens (Siamese fighting fish) is the source of this 3273-nucleotide messenger RNA. RefSeq names its product early growth response 1 (gene egr1). Gene Ontology annotation, molecular function: DNA-binding transcription factor activity, RNA polymerase II-specific; RNA polymerase II cis-regulatory region sequence-specific DNA binding. Gene Ontology annotation, biological process: regulation of transcription by RNA polymerase II. The transcript is spliced from 2 exons. The record is from RefSeq and is a predicted model, not a curated record. The coding region runs from base 489 to 2015 and encodes 508 amino acids. Lineage: Eukaryota; Metazoa; Chordata; Actinopteri; Anabantiformes; Osphronemidae.
CCUCUCAGCUCAGAGAGAGCUCUGAGAGCCCACAAGAGCAACUGUUAGAGCGCAGAUAGACAGAGAAACACACAGAGAAAAGCCCUGACUGAGAAAUAUCACAGCAAAAGUGAAAAGUGAAUUAAAAGGCAUCUAUCCUCGAAGGUCAAUACCUGCCUGGAUAAAUCAAUUAAUUUAGAGAAAAAAGAUUAAUCCGCUGAUUAAUUUUUUUCACACUUUAGGGAAUGAGUAUAAAGGACACUUUUGAUUUUUUCUGAAAAGACAAGUGGAUCUUUACUCAUCAUCAAAAACGGAAAGCAACAGGACAACUGGAGAACGCCAACGGCAUCUUCCUCAGCAUCAGCAGAAGUGUGCAACGCUCCCUGAGCUGGGCUAAGUCGUUUCCUCCACCUGCGAGGCACUGCUCUGUCAGCGAGCAAGCAACCUCUCUGCACUCCUCACCAGACACCAGCGCAGCUUCAGUCCUGCAGCUCCGGCGCCAGCAGAGGAUGGCUGCAGCCAAGACCGAGAUGAUUCUCCCAGCCCUGCAGAUCUCAGAGCCUCUGAGCUUCCCUCACUCCCCCAUGGAUAACUACCCCAAGCUGGAGGAGGUGAUGAUGCUCAGCUCUGCAGGGACCCCCUUCCUCACCGCCUCCGCCCCUGAAGGUGCAGGCUUCGGCUCCGGGGAGCCGGGAGAGCAGUACGACCAUCUUGCUGGAGAUACGUUAACAGACAUCCCCUUCACCUGUGAGAAGCCAGCGGCAGAUCAGACCUACUCCUCACAGAGGCUUCCCCCCAUCUCCUACACAGGCCGCUUCACCCUGGAGCCCGCCACCACAUGCAGCAACAGCCUCUGGGCGGAGCCCAUCUUGGGUCUGUUCACCAACCUGAUGAACAAUGUUGCCCCCAGCUCCAGCUCUUCCUCUGCUGCCUCACAGACCACCUCGUCCUCCGCUUCAUCCACCCCAUCCUCUUCCACCGCCUCCUCUUCUACCUCCUCCUCAUCUCAGAGUUCCUCCAUUCACCACAGUGAGCCCAACCCCAUCUACUCAGCCGCCCCGACCUACUCCAGCCCCAACUCUGACAUCUUCCCAGACCAGGGCCAGGCCUUCCCCACCUCAGCUGGAGCGGUGCAGUACCCUCCUCCUGCCUACCCCAACGGCAAGAGCUGCGGCACUAGCUUCCCCGUGCCCAUGAUUCCCGAUUACCUCUUCCCUCAGCAGCAGGGAGAGAUCAGCCUGGUGCCUCCUGAUCAAAAGCCCUUCCAGAGCCAGUCAAACCAGCCUUCCCUCACUCCUCUGUCCACCAUCAAGGCCUUCGCCACCCAGACUGGUUCCCAGGACUUAAAGAGCGUCUACCAGUCCCAGCUGAUCAAGCCCAGCCGCAUGCGCAAGUACCCUACUCGGCCAAGCAAGACGCCCCCGCACGAGAGGCCCUACGCUUGCCCCGUGGAGACCUGCGACCGCCGCUUCUCGCGCUCAGAUGAGCUGACGCGUCACAUCCGCAUCCACACGGGCCAGAAGCCCUUCCAGUGCCGCAUCUGCAUGCGCAACUUCAGCCGCAGCGACCACCUGACAACGCACAUUCGCACUCACACCGGCGAGAAGCCCUUCGCCUGCGAGAUCUGCGGACGCAAGUUCGCGCGCAGCGACGAGAGGAAGAGGCACACGAAGAUCCACCUGCGGCAGAAGGACAAGAAGGCGGAGAAGACGGGAGCGGUGGUGGUGACAGCGGCGCCGGUGUCAGCCGCCUCGCCUGCCUCCAGCUACCCCUCUCCCAUCACCUCCUACCCCUCUCCAGUGUCUUCUUACCCCUCUCCGGUCACCUCCUGCUACUCCUCUCCCGUUCACACUUCCUAUCCGUCUCCUUCCGUGGCCACCACCUACCCAUCAGUGUCCAUGUCCAGCACCUUUCAGUCCCAGGUGGCGUCCUCCUUCCCCUCCUCGGUUGCCUCCAACAUCUACAGCUCCCCCAUCCCCACCCCACUAUCAGACAUGCAGACCACUCUCUCACCAAGGACAAUCGAGAUCUGCUAAGAGAGAGGGGGGGAAAAAAUAACUUUUUUUGUCGCUGCACCUCUCUUUCCUUAAGGUUCUUUGAGGGAAAAGAAAUGAGCAUCAAAAGACUCUGUUUUGCCCUCCAAAAAGCACUUUUCUGUCUGCUCCCUGUGCAGCGCUCGUGAAUCCUGAGAUUUACCUGAAAGAGACAAAAAGACACAUGUCAAGGACUGGGCAAAGACAAUAGACGAUGAAAAAGGGAUUUUUUUGCUCUCUGUAAAACAAAUGCAGCACUUCAAAUGCAUAAGGGAUUGAACAGACAGAGUAGAAACAGACACGGACUGUUGUCUACUAUUAGGUACUGAAAAACAGAUUGCCAGUGGUUGUGGUGCUAAAGCACGUUUGCCCUUGCAGGCACUCAAAGUACAAAAGACAUUGAAUGAUAUACAUAAGCUACCAUAUAUGUAUAGUGUACAUGUGCCAUGUUUCGUUUUUAUCAUUCUUUGGUACCAUUGAUGUGAAAAAUUCUUUGCAUAUUUGCAUUGUAUUAUUUGAAGUGAGCAGGGCCAUAUUUUCUACAUACUUUCUCUAUUAUGUAGUGAUGAUGCUGUGAUACGUUUUGACAUUGUUUGGAAAAAAUCACUUAAGUAUUCAAGCAUGAGUAAGAGUGGUUAGUUUCUGUUUGUAAAUAUCAUCCACUGGUACUAUCUCUUUCUCUCUUUCUCACAUGUGACAAUUUGCUUGGUUAUAUGGAAAAAUAGAGAAAAAAAAUUUUGUUUAAAAAAAAAAAAAAAAAACUAAAACAAGACAAAUGCUCCUGUUAUUUGGUGCCUUUUGUGAAGCCUUGCUGAUGUGGAGACUUGGCUGCGCGCGAGAGGAUGCUUCUUGCAUCUUGCCUUAAGGUCUGAGGGAAUAUUUUUGUUACAGAAUGUAAGUCAUACUCAGAGGGAGGAAAAGAGAUGAGCUAUGAGGGCACCGCUUCAUUUCAUUAGAAUGUAAGCAAAAAAGGAGAAAAAUUAUAAAGUAUAUUUUUGUAAAACCUUAAUGUAAAUAUCCACAUCUUCAAGAGCUGGAAUGUUGAAGUUACCUACUGAGUAGGCAUGGGAUUCUUUUGUAUGUUAUAUACAUGCAGUUCAUUAUUUUGUGGUUAUCUUAAUUUUGUAUUUGUGUUUGUUAAAACAAGUGACUGUUUCUGGCUUCUGAACACAUUGAAUGCGCUUAACUGCCAAUGGGAUAUUUGAUGUACAAGAUAUCCUUCCAGAAAUGAAAUACAAAUAAAAAUAUGAAUAUAUAUGUA